AGCUUCUCCUUUUUUUUUUUUUUUUUUCCCACCCCCAACACUCUUAAAAAGCUUCCUCCUCACCUAAGCCGACGGGCACAAUUGGGACACCCUCGCUGUCCCUCUCCGCCUCUAGCUCUCUCCCCAUAAACUCAAGAUUAUGUCAGUUGGUCAGAGCUAGCCAGGGAUUUCGUGCGGGUGCUGAAGGAGCUGCGGGAGCCGGAGAAGAAUGAAACUGCGUGGAGUCAGCCUGGCUGCCGGCUUGUUCUUACUGGCCCUGAGUCUUUGGGGGCAGCCUGCAGAGGCUGCGGCUUGCUAUGGGUGUUCUCCAGGAUCAAAAUGUGACUGUAGUGGUGUAAAAGGAGAAAAGGGGGAGAGAGGAUUUCCAGGUUUGGAAGGCCAUCCAGGUUUGCCUGGAUUUCCAGGUCCAGAAGGGCCUCCAGGGCCUCGGGGACAAAAGGGUGAUGAUGGAAUUCCAGGGCCACCAGGACCAAAAGGGAUCCGAGGUCCUCCUGGACUUCCUGGAUUUCCAGGGACACCAGGUCUUCCUGGAAUGCCAGGCCAUGAUGGGGCCCCGGGACCUCAAGGUAUCCCUGGAUGCAAUGGAACCAAGGGAGAACGUGGAUUUCCAGGCAGUCCCGGCUUUCCUGGUUUACAGGGUCCUCCAGGACCUCCUGGGAUCCCAGGUAUGAAGGGAGAACCAGGCAGUAUAAUUAUGUCAUCACUGCCAGGACCAAAGGGUAAUCCAGGAUAUCCAGGUCCUCCUGGAAUACAAGGCCCAGCUGGUCCUACUGGCUUACCAGGGCCAAUUGGUCCCCGAGGACCACCAGGUUUGAUGGGCCCUCCUGGUCCACCAGGACUUCCAGGACCAAAGGGGAAUAUGGGCUUAAAUUUCCAGGGACCCAAGGGUGAAAAGGGUGAGCAAGGUCUUCAGGGCCCCCCUGGGCCACCUGGGCAGAUCAGUGAACAGAAAAGACCAGUUGAUGUGGAGUUUCAGAAAGGAGAUCAGGGACUUCCUGGUGACCAAGGACCUCCUGGACCUCCAGGGAUACGUGGUCCUCCGGGUCCUCCAGGUGGUAUGAAAGGUGAGAAGGGUGAGCAAGGAGAGCCUGGCAAAAGAGGUAAACCGGGUAAAGAUGGAGAGAAUGGCCAACCAGGAAUUCCAGGUUUGCCUGGUGAUCCUGGUUACCCUGGUGAGCCAGGAAGGGAUGGAGAAAAGGGCCAAAAAGGUGACAUUGGCCCAACUGGGCCUCCUGGACUUGUAAUUCCUAGGCCUGGGACUGGUGUAACUGUAGGGGAAAAAGGAAACAUUGGGUUACCCGGCUUGCCUGGAGAAAAAGGAGAGCGAGGACUUCCUGGAAUACAGGGUCCACCAGGCCUUCCUGGACCUCCAGGGACUUCAGUUACCGGUCCUCCUGGCCCCCCUGGCUUUCCUGGAGAAAGGGGCCAGAAAGGUGAUGAAGGUCCACCUGGAAUUUCUAUUCCUGGAUCUCCUGGACUUGAUGGACAGCCUGGGGCUCCUGGACUUCCAGGGCCUCCUGGCCCUCCUGGCCCUCACAUCCCUCCUAGUGAUGAGAUAUGUGAAGCAGGCCCUCCAGGCCCUCCGGGAUCUCCAGGUGAUAGGGGACUCCAAGGAGAACAAGGAGUGAAAGGUGACAAAGGUGACACCUGCUUCAACUGUAUUGGAACUGGUGUUUCAGGGCCUCCAGGUCAGCCUGGUCUGCCAGGUCUUCCAGGUCCUCCAGGAUCUCUUGGUUUCCCUGGACAGAAGGGAGAAAAAGGACAUGCUGGUCUAACCGGUCCCAAAGGAUUAACAGGCAUACCAGGAGCUCCAGGUCCUCCAGGCUUUCCUGGAUCUAAAGGUGAACCUGGUGACAUCCUCACUUUUCCAGGAAUGAAGGGUGACAAAGGAGAGUUGGGUUCCCCAGGAGCCCCUGGGCUUCCUGGUUUACCCGGUACCCCUGGACAGGAUGGACUGCCAGGGCUUCCUGGCCCCAAAGGAGAACCUGGUGGAAUUGCUUUUAAGGGUGAAAGAGGUCUGCCUGGGAAUCCAGGCUUGCCAGGUCUCCCAGGGAAUAGAGGGCCAAUGGGCCCUGUGGGUUUUGGCCCUCCAGGCCCAGUAGGUGAAAAAGGCAUACAAGGUGUGGCAGGAAAUCCAGGCCAGCCAGGAAUACCAGGUCCUAAAGGUGAUCCAGGUCAGACCAUAACCCAGCCAGGGAAGCCUGGCCUGCCUGGUAAUCCAGGCAGAGAUGGUGAAGUAGGUCUUCCAGGUGACCCUGGACUUCCCGGCCAGCCAGGCUUGCCAGGAAUACCCGGUAGUAAAGGAGAACCAGGUGUCCCUGGAAUUGGGCUUCCUGGACCACCUGGUCCCAAAGGUUUUCCUGGAAUUCCGGGACCUCCAGGAGCACCUGGAACACCUGGAAGAAUUGGUCUAGAAGGCCCUUCUGGGCCACCAGGCUUUCCAGGACCGAAGGGAGAACCAGGACUUGGGCUGCCUGGGCCACCUGGGCCCCCAGGACUCCCAGGUUUCAAAGGAACACUUGGUCCAAAAGGGGAUCGUGGUUUCCCAGGACCUCCAGGUCUUCCAGGACAUGCUGGCUUGGAUGGGCUCCCUGGACCAAAAGGUGAUGUUGGGCCAAACGGACAACCUGGGCCAAUGGGACCUCCUGGGCUUCCAGGAAUAGGUAUUCAGGGACCACCAGGGCCACCAGGGAUUCCUGGACCAAUAGGCCAACCUGGCCUGCAUGGAAUACCAGGAGAGAAGGGAGAUCCGGGGCCUCCUGGGUUUGAUGUUCCAGGACUCCCUGGAGAGAGAGGCAGUCCAGGGAUUCCUGGAGCACCUGGUCCUAUGGGACCCCCCGGAACACCAGGGCUUCCAGGAAAAGCAGGUGCCUCUGGAUUUCCAGGUGCCAAAGGUGAAAUGGGUAUGAUGGGACCUCCAGGCCCACCAGGACCUUUGGGAAUUCCUGGCAGGAGUGGUGGUCCUGGUCUCAAAGGUGAUGAUGGUUUACAGGGUCAGCCAGGACCUCCUGGCCCUGAAGGAGAAAAAGGUGGUAAAGGAGAGCCUGGCCUUCCAGGCCCUCCUGGACCAGUGGAUCCAGAUCUGCUGGGCUCAAAAGGACAGAAAGGGGACCCUGGCUUACCAGGUAUUCCUGGAGUUUCAGGGCCAAAAGGUUACCAGGGUUUGCCUGGAGACCCAGGGCAACCUGGACUGAGUGGACAACCUGGAUUACCAGGACCAUCAGGUCCCAAAGGUAACCCUGGUCUCCCUGGGAAGCCAGGACUUACAGGACCUCCUGGACUUAAAGGAAGCAUAGGUGAUAUGGGUUUUCCAGGCCCUCAGGGUGUGAAAGGGUCUCCUGGACCUCCUGGAGUUCCUGGACAACCUGGCUCCCCAGGAUUACCUGGACAGAAAGGAGAAAAAGGUGAUCCUGGUGUUUCAGGCAUUGGUCUUCCAGGUCUUCCCGGCCCAAAGGGUGAACCUGGUCUGCCUGGAUACCCAGGAAACCCUGGAAUCAAAGGUUCUAGGGGAGAUACUGGUUUGCCUGGAUUACCAGGGACCCCUGGAGCAAAAGGACAGCCAGGCCUUCCUGGAUUCCCUGGAACCCCAGGACUUCCUGGAGCAAAAGGUAUUAAUGGUCCUCCUGGGAACCCUGGCCUUCCAGGAGAACCUGGUCCUGUAGGUGGUGGAGGUCGUCCUGGGCCACCAGGGCCUCCAGGUGAAAAAGGCAACCCAGGUCAAGAUGGUAUUCCUGGACCAGCUGGACAGAAGGGUGAACCAGGUCAGCCGGGCUUUGGAAUCCCAGGACCCCCUGGACUCCCAGGACUUUCUGGUCAAAAGGGUGAUGGAGGAUUACCUGGCAUUCCAGGAAACCCUGGCCUUCCUGGUCCAAAGGGAGAACCAGGCUUUCAGGGUUUCCCUGGUGUGCAGGGUCCCCCAGGCCCUCCUGGUUCUCCGGGUCCAGCUCUGGAAGGCCCUAAAGGCAACCCUGGGCCCCAGGGUCCUCCUGGGAGACCAGGUCCUCCAGGUUUUCAAGGUUAGACUCUUCACUGGUCA
Molecule: messenger RNA, 4036 nt
Organism: Leptonychotes weddellii (Weddell seal)
Lineage: Eukaryota; Metazoa; Chordata; Mammalia; Carnivora; Phocidae
Source: RefSeq, a predicted model, not a curated record